Messenger RNA from Miscanthus lutarioriparius, 567 nucleotides. Lineage: Eukaryota; Viridiplantae; Streptophyta; Magnoliopsida; Poales; Poaceae. The record is from the annotation of a GenBank genome assembly.
AUGGCGCUCCUCGCGCCGAGCCCGCGCGCGCUCUGCGUGCGGGAGGCCGCGGCGGCGGCGCCGCACCCGCACUCGUCGGUGGGCGCCGCGUGCUCAACGGUCGGCGGCGGGGCGGCCGGGCGGACGCUGUGGCUGUGGAACGGCGGAGGGACGGGGAGGAGGCGGAGGGAGCGCCGGGAGAGGGUCCGGGCGGAGGCAUACUUCUGGGACGUGUCGAAGCCGGUGGAGAUGGAGGAGAUCGACAGCAUGGAGAAGCUCGACGACGCGCUAAGGUGGUCCGUCGAGAACAACCAGCCCGUCAUCAUCGACUGGAUGGCAAGUUGGUGUCGGAAAUGCAUCUACCUGAUGCCCAGAAUGGAGAAGAUAGCAGGAGAAUAUCCUGGAGUCAGGUUUUACUUCAUUGAUGUUAAUAAAGUUCCACAAGCGGUGGUGAAAAGAGGAAAUGUAACUAAAAUGCCCACUAUUCAGCUAUGGAAGGAUGGAGAGUGGAAAGCAGAAGUAAUAGGAGGCCACAAAGCUUGGCUUGUGAUGGAUGAGGUUAGAGAAAUGAUCCAACAGAACAAGUGA